This is a messenger RNA of Fulmarus glacialis (Northern fulmar), 1240 nucleotides long. RefSeq names its product histone deacetylase 7-like. Gene Ontology annotation, cellular component: histone deacetylase complex. Gene Ontology annotation, biological process: chromatin organization. Lineage: Eukaryota; Metazoa; Chordata; Aves; Procellariiformes; Procellariidae. The record is from RefSeq and is a predicted model, not a curated record. Gene Ontology annotation, molecular function: histone deacetylase activity.
CCCCAGAAUGGCUUCGCUGUGGUGCGGCCACCCGGACAUCACGCGGAUCCUUCCACCGCCAUGGGAUUCUGCUUCUUUAACUCGGUGGCCAUUGCUGCCAGGCAGCUGCAGCAGAAAGGGAAACUCAGCAAGAUCCUCAUUGUGGACUGGGAUGUUCACCACGGCAAUGGGACCCAGCAGAUCUUCUACAGAGACCCUGAUGUUCUCUACAUCUCUUUGCAUCGUCAUGAUGAUGGCAACUUCUUCCCCGGCAGCGGGGCCGCUGACGAGGUUGGUGCUGGCCCUGGCGAGGGAUUUAAUGUCAAUGUAGCCUGGACUGGAGGGCUCGACCCCCCCAUGGGUGACCCUGAGUAUCUGGCUGCUUUCAGGACGGUGGUGAUGCCAAUUGCACACGAAUUCUCCCCAGAUGUGGUGCUGGUGUCAGCCGGCUUCGACGCGGCUGACCGCGCCCCCCCGCCACCCCUGGGCGGCUACAAAGUCUCUGCUAAAUGCUUUGGCUACAUGACAAAGCAGCUGAUGAGCCUGGCUGGCGGAGCCAUCGUCCUCGCGCUAGAAGGUGGCCAUGACCUUACGGCCAUCUGCGAUGCAUCCGAGGCCUGCGUGUCAGCCUUGCUGGGCAACGAGCUGGACCCUCUCCCAGAAGAAAGCGUGAGGCAGAAACCAAACCCCAACGCUGUGCGCUCCUUGGAAACGGUGAUCCAGGUCCAGAGUAAAUACUGGGUGGCCGUGCAGCGCUUUGCCUCCAAGCUGGGCUGCUCCUUCCUGGAGGCACAGCACCACGAGGCAGAAGAGGUGGAGACGGUCACAGCCUUGGCCUCCCUUUCGGUGGCCGUGAUGGUGGAGAAGAGGCCACAAGACGAGCCGAUGGAGGAAGAGGAGCCCAUGAACCAGUGAUGAGCGGUGAUGUUCUCUGCUCCCCUGCUUCCAGGACGUGGCUGGACUCUGCUGAGCCCAGCGCUCGCUCUUCACUCCUGGCUUCCCGUUUGCCACGUCAUCCUCACUCCCCGAGUCACGGUCCUGAAAUGGCCUGGACCUUUGGCUGCCGCCUCUGCAGGUCUCCCAGAAAGGAUGCUCCUGCAGCCACCUGGAAGAUGUCCUCCUGCUCGGGACCGAUGGAAAACCACAAACUCCCUCUGCACGGCGUGGCCUUGCAAACCUAGACCGUGCCUGCAAUCAGUCCCCAACCUUCGGGACCUGAAACCCCUCUGGGGACAUGCGUGAGAGGCCUCCACCCCUCUGG